AUGGCAGCCAACAGCUCGGGUGGGAUGCAGGAUGCUCUGCUGGACAACUCCUUUGUCAGCAAUGAUGAUCUCUCCGACUGGUACAUCUAUGAGACCCUGGAGCCAUCUGCACCUCAGGAUGACAUGUUCCCCAGCAUAAUCCCAGACUGUGAGCCCACCGUUUCUCCCAGGCUGUACCACAUCUGCAUGGCACCCAUCUCUCUGGCCGUGCUCCUGGGCUUGUCCUUGCUGGUGAAACGAAGGCGCCUUCAUCAGAGCUGCUGGAAUGGCAUCCCAGGACUGCUCAGCCCAGCCAACUUUCUGGAGGAGGAAGGCAACCGAGGGCUGGUGGCCUCCGUGUUUGGCAUCUUGUUCUCCUCCCUGUGUGUGCUGAUCUUGGACAAGGACCCUCUGCCACUCCUGGCCCCCUCCUCCCAGAGCACCCGGGAAUAUUGGAAGAUCCUGGCUUUGCUCUACUACCCUGCCUUCUAUUACCCCCUGCUCGCCUGUGCCACCGUCAGGCACAAGCUUGGCUACCUCCUGGGCUGCCUGCUCUCCUGGUGCCACUGUGCCAUCCACAUCUGGCAGAAGGUGGAUUGUCCCCAGUCACCAAAGAUCUACAGGUACUACUCCACCCUCUCUUAUGUCCCCAUCAUCCUCUGCCUUGUGCUCCUGAGCUUUUGGUAUCCAGCCCUGCUCAUCAGGAGCUUCACCACACAGGAAGAGACCUGGGAUAACAAGGUUCCAGGGAGAGGUUACUACAAGAAGUACCUGAAGGCCAUCCUGUCCAAGCGCCCUGGGAAAGAGAGCUCCACGAAGAUAGAAGAGAGCCUUCUCUCACGGGUCCGGAUGUAUUUACGCUCCUACACCUACACCCCUGAGGAAGGUUUCCGGCUCCCUCUGAAGCUCCUCCUCUCCGUGUCCCUGGCUCUGAUCGCUGUCUACCAGGUGGCCUUGCUGCUCCUGGUGGCCGUCAUCCCAACCAUCCAGAUCAUCAGGGCAGGGAUGACCAAGGACGUGGUGGUGUUGCUGGUCCAGUUUGGAUUGGUGCCCUCGGAGAACCCGGCUGUCCCAGGGGACAUGGAGAAGGAGCUCAGCACUGUCAAGCACUACCUGUGGUCACUGGAAGUCUGCUACAUCUGCUCCCUGGUGCUCUGCUGCCUGCUCACCUGCGCCAUGCUGCUGCGGACCCUGGCCAUGCACAGGACCAACCUGAAGGCUCUUUACCAAGGGGCCGUGCUGGAUGUUUUCUACAAAGCCCACAUCCUCCGCCCGUCCCGACGAGCCAUCGUCUGCUGGAUGAGCUUUGCUGCCUUCCAGACAGCUUUUGCCUGCCUAGGUCUCCUCAUCCAGCAAGUGAUUUUCUUCAUCUGCUCGGUGGCCUUUACCUUCCUUGUUGUCAUCCCUCUCCAGUCCGGCACAAACACCUACCUCUUCAAAGUCAUCCAGAACAUGUGGCCCUUCUGGCUGACCCUGGUUGUUGCUGUCAUCGUACAAAACUUGAUGGCUCACUACCAGUUCCUGGAGCAGCUUUCUCUCCAGAAGGAGCUCACCAACAGGCGAGCUCUUUACAUCGUCACCUACUUGCUCUUCCCCAUCAACGUCCUGGUGGGUGUCCUGGCUGGGGUCUGGAGGAUGAUCAUCUCUGCCCUGUACAACGCCAUCCACUUCUGCCAGCUGGACAUCAGCCUCCUGAAUCGCAGCGUGGAGACCUUCGACCCGGGCUACCACACUUACUGCCACUAUCUGAAAAUCGAGGUCAGCCAGUCCCACCCGGUGAUGAAAGCUUUUUGCUUGCUGCUCCUCCAGCCAGCCAAGCCCCAGGGGACAGCGGGGCUUCGGGCCACCAAUAUCGAGGAAGGCAUCCAGCUGAUGCAGCCCAGGAAGGCACCGCCCUGCAGAUCCAGGUUCAAGCAGAGCAGAGCCCGCUGGGGCCUGGCCUACACCCUCCUCAACAACCCCUCACUGACAGCCUGCAGGAAAAAUGCCCUCUCUGACCCCAUGGCCAAUGGCACCCAGCUCAGCUCCCCCAAGCCCUGA
Calypte anna (Anna's hummingbird) is the source of this 2019-nucleotide messenger RNA. RefSeq names its product stimulated by retinoic acid 6 (gene STRA6). NCBI's taxonomy places the organism in Eukaryota, Metazoa, Chordata, Aves, Apodiformes, Trochilidae. Gene Ontology annotation, biological process: vitamin A import into cell. The record is from RefSeq and is a predicted model, not a curated record. The coding region runs from base 1 to 2019 and encodes 672 amino acids. Gene Ontology annotation, molecular function: retinol transmembrane transporter activity; signaling receptor activity. Gene Ontology annotation, cellular component: plasma membrane. The transcript has 17 exons.